AUGAAGGCAUACCAUUCCACUUUCCCAGUUGACCCACAAAAUGAUAGAAUGAUCGGUAAUUUUGCUCUAUUACCAUUAAAUUCCAAAUUUAGAGGCCCAGCGUAUCCAGCAAAUUCUGAUUACGAUAUAAUUGAUGAAUGUUUAGACCUUUUCCGUGCAAAUUCAUUCUUUAAGAAUUUCGAAAUUAAAGGCCCCGCUGAUCGUGUUCUUAUCUACGGUAUUCUUUUUAUCAAUGAUUGUCUUUCUAAUUUGAAAUUAGUCACCUCGUAUAAUGAAGCUAUUAAGACUUUAACAAAUGUGGCAUUGGAUAAUUUUAGUAUACCGGGUACACCUGGUUUCCCAUUAAAUAAUGUCUAUUCAAUCCCUUUGGAAAAUCAUAAUGACGUAGAACUAUUGAAAUCUUAUAUCCAACAAUUCCGUCAAGAAUUGGCCAUGAGAUUGAUUGAAAGAGUUUAUAAAGAUUCAAAAGAUCAACCUUCCAAAUUUUGGUUGGCUUUCACUAGAAGAAGAUUCAUGAAUAAAUCUUUGUGA
Molecule: messenger RNA, 531 nt
Organism: Naumovozyma dairenensis CBS 421
Lineage: Eukaryota; Fungi; Ascomycota; Saccharomycetes; Saccharomycetales; Saccharomycetaceae
Gene: ARC18
Product: Arc18p
Exons: 1
Coding region: 1-531 (176 amino acids)
Biological process (GO): regulation of actin filament polymerization; Arp2/3 complex-mediated actin nucleation
Cellular component (GO): cytoskeleton; Arp2/3 protein complex
Molecular function (GO): actin filament binding
Source: RefSeq, a predicted model, not a curated record